Molecule: messenger RNA, 992 nt
Organism: Solanum dulcamara
Lineage: Eukaryota; Viridiplantae; Streptophyta; Magnoliopsida; Solanales; Solanaceae
Product: caffeoylshikimate esterase-like
Exons: 7
Coding region: 114-992 (292 amino acids)
Cellular component (GO): membrane
Molecular function (GO): lipase activity
Source: RefSeq, a predicted model, not a curated record
UCAGAUCCUAUGUGCAUUAAAUUCCUCAUUUUUUUCACUUUCUAUCUGCCUAGAGUAUUUUCUUUGGGAAACCGGAAGGUCCAUUAUUUCAGUGAGAGUAAGAGGGCUCUGUAAUGGGGAAUAAGGUGAAAUUUCCAGGUAUUAGUGAGGAACUGCAGAAGAUAUUAGAUGCAGAUAUGGACAACGUGGACGCCAGGCGUUGUGCUAGGGAGGCAUUCAAAGAUAUUCAGCUUUCGAUUGAUCAUAUCUUAUUCAAGGUGCCACAUGCUGGAUUGAAGAUGGCGGAGUUUUAUGAGGUUAAUUCUCGAGGGCUUGAAAUCUUCUCCAAAAGUUGGCUUCCAGAGACACAUCCAAAAGCUGUUGUCUAUUUUUGUCAUGGUUAUGGGGAUACAUGCACUUUUUUUGGUGAAGGUAUUGCAAGGAAAUUAGCAUCUUUUGGUUAUGGAGUAGUUGCCAUGGAUUACCCCGGAUUUGGGCUUUCAGAAGGUCUUCAUGGUUACAUACCAAGUUUUGACAAGUUGGUUGAUGACGUCAUCGAGAAUUACUCAAAAGUUAAAGAAAAGCCAGAGUUCUGUAAUCUACCAAGCUUCCUAUUUGGGGAAUCCAUGGGUGGAGCAAUAGCUUUGAAGGUGCACCAGAAGCAACCUAAUUCUUGGGACGGUGCUGUUCUUGUUGCACCUAUGUGCAAAAUUGCAGAUAACAUGAUUCCAUCAUGGUUAGUAACACAAAUUUUAAUUGGCGUCGCAAGGUUUCUUCCAACACAGAAGCUAGUUCCAACACAGGAUUUAGGAGAUUUGGUAGUCAGAGAUGCAAAGAAGAAAGAACACACUGCCUAUAAUGUCAUCUCUUACAAACAUAAACCCCGUUUACAGACCGCCCUGGAGUUACUGAAUGCCACAAGAGAGAUAGAGAGGCUACUAGAAAAGGUAUGUCACGUGUUUCAACUUUUCUUUGAAUUUGUGCAACAAAAGUUAAUUAAGCACUGGUUUUAA